AUGGCACCAGAAAAAGACACGGCAGCUCCUUCACAAGGUGGAUCUUCAUCUCCUUCCAAUCUGAUUCUGAUGCAUCUGCUAAAUAUUUUGGAUCGCAAUAAUCUUUCCCAAGCACGACUCGACACGCUGGAGAAAGACCUCGGGGUGCAAGGAACGGACUACAACCUCGCGACGAGUAUUCUGUUUGUGGGAUACUUGCUAACGCAACUACCCUCAAAUCUCCUCCUUACCCGAGUUCGACCGUCCGUUAUUCCUGGGGUUUGCAAGGGCCAUCUGGGGUGUGAACUCUGCCCGUCAAGCGGCUACUCGAUCAUUUGCUGGCUUCGGUUCUUCCUCGGCUUUGUCGAGGAGCCAUUAUUUCCUGGAGCCGUGAUGUUGAUCUGA
Aspergillus alliaceus is the source of this 384-nucleotide messenger RNA. RefSeq lists its product as uncharacterized. NCBI's taxonomy places the organism in Eukaryota, Fungi, Ascomycota, Eurotiomycetes, Eurotiales, Aspergillaceae. The record is from RefSeq and is a predicted model, not a curated record. Gene Ontology annotation, cellular component: membrane. Bases 1 to 384 code for a protein of 127 amino acids. The transcript is spliced from 2 exons. Gene Ontology annotation, molecular function: transmembrane transporter activity.